Molecule: messenger RNA, 738 nt
Organism: Orycteropus afer afer
Lineage: Eukaryota; Metazoa; Chordata; Mammalia; Tubulidentata; Orycteropodidae
Gene: CMBL
Product: carboxymethylenebutenolidase homolog
Exons: 5
Coding region: 1-738 (245 amino acids)
Molecular function (GO): hydrolase activity
Source: RefSeq, a predicted model, not a curated record
AUGGCUAAUGAGGCUCACCCUCGCCCCUGUGACAUCGGCCACAAGAUGGAGUAUGGGGGGCAGGGGCAUGAGGUGCAGGUCGAGCACGUCAGGGCGUACAUCAGCAAGCCCCCUGUGGACACAGGCCGAGCGGUGAUUGUCAUCCAAGACAUAUUUGGCUGGCAGCUGCCAAACACCAGGUACAUGGCCGACAUGAUCGCAGCGAACGGAUACACCACCAUCGUCCCUGACUUCUUCGUGGGGCAGGAGCCGUGGCAUCCCUCUGACGACUGGUCUACCUUCCCGGAGUGGCUGAAGACGAGAAAUGCCCGGAAAGUUGAUAAAGAGGUGGACGCGACCCUCAAGUACCUGAGGCUGCACUGUGGUGCCCGGAAGCUCGGCCUCGUGGGCUUCUGCUGGGGUGGCGUGGCCGUCCACCACCUGAUGGCAACACGCCCGGAAUUCAGCGCUGGGGUGUCAGUCUACGGCCUCGUCCGGGACGCCGAGGACGUGUACGGGCUGCAGGCGCCCACGUUGUUCAUCUUCGCGGAGAACGACGCGGUGAUCCCUCUCGGGCAGGUCUCUUCACUGACCCAGAAGUUGAAAGACCACUGCAAGGUUGACUAUCAAAUUAAAACCUUUUCUGGGCAAACUCAUGGGUUCGUGCAUCGGAAGCGAGAAGACUUCACCCCUGCAGACAAGCCCUACAUUGAGGAGGCGAGGAGGAACCUCAUUGAGUGGCUGAACAAGUACCUUUAG